AUGUCUGACCUGGUUGUCUCUACGCAGGUCGUGGCCGACGCGCCGGCCAAGAAGCCGCGAAAGCCACGCAGAAAAGCAAAGAUGACUGCUCCAGAAGACUCAACUGCGCAGCAGAAUGACAUCAAGUCACCCCAAGUCUUGCACGGAACCACAAACGUGAACCCAAAUACCAGCGCCUCCAAAAAGCCUGAAUCCAAACCUUCAAAACGCCAUGGCCCUUCAAAAACAGCCUGGCUCCUCAAAAACACUGGCAAAACCCUCUCCACAAUCUCCUGCUCCUCUCUCCUACCCUCCACAGUCCCCGUAACCUUCUCAACCCCCGCCACUCUCCUCUGCAGCUACAACUGGCUGCUUUCCGGUCAUGCAAUCCAUGUGCCCGGCAGGCCGCCAAAAUACACACCACCCCCGCUCCCACAUACCCUACGCCCCGACUCUGGCCUCCAAUACACGGACCAAAACGCUGCCCGCGUGCCCAAAUACCCCUUUGAACCCGCCUUCCGCGCCAUGGCCGUUAUGAACCCCACUCUCAAUCUCAGCGACGCCGAUAUCGUAUUGAACCGCAACAGUUUGCGCAAGUUGCUAGAUUUUGCGGGCGGAAAACGGCAAGAUCCCUUUCGAAUGCGUUUGUCUAUGCUGGGGCGCACGUUGUUCAUUGAGCGGAAUGAACGAUCUGCGAAGAUGAUGAUUCAUGGGAAGUCGGGGCCAGGAUAUGGACAUUCGUUCGAGCGGAUGUUUACAACACCUGGAGAGGGGUUGGAGGACAGUAGUAGUCAUCAUCGGGUUCUACGGUAUCAGCUGGGGAGUCUGGACUGCGUUGUGCGGUUUGAAGUGGAUGCACAUCUGGAGGAUGAGGACGGCCUCGAUGAAUCCGAGACAGCAAAAGAAGGCAACGAGCUUAUCGAAGGUAUUGCCCAAGCCAUGGAGAAAAUCGCUGUGAACCCCGCCACCACCUUCAACGCAAAAGGGAAAGCAAAAGCAACCCCCAAUACCAAACCCUCUCGCGCCACACAAGUCCUCCACACCGGCUCCCACAUUCCCCCCUGGACCCUGCUGGAACUGAAAACCCAAUCCCUCCUCAAAAACUCUUCUAUUUCCCACGCAACCCCGCAACUCUAUUUCGGCCGCACACCCAACCUCCUAGUCGGCGUGCACAGUGCCGGCACUAUAAUCUCGACCCGCCUCGUGAACACGGGCAUGACGUUCGCGACCUGGGAGGAUACGAAUCAGACGCGGUUGAGGAAGAUGGUGGGGUUGCUGGAGAAGCUGAGGGGGAUGAUGAAGCAGAUGCAAGGGGAGAGGGAGGCGGUGCUUGUUUGUGAGACGAAAGGGGGGGACGUGAGGGUUUUGGAGAGGAGGGGUGGGGGAGGGGGCGUGUUGCCCGAGGAGUUGGUUCAGAUGUUUUGGGGAAGGGAAUCCGUACGCGUAGUCGUACGCGAUAUCGUAAGUGUAUGCGGCAUCGAUCCCUCACCACUACUGCUACUACGUCCCCCUCUCGACACCCCGGCCUCACGCGAAGAACUCAGCGCCCCCGUACUCCGCCGCUCCGAUCGCCCCGAACUUUCCAGUCCCAAACCCAUCGAAGCUGCAGAACCCACUCCACUCUCUUUUACGGGGGGCUUCACCCCAGUCACCGCAUACUCAGUACUAGCCGUACCCGUCGUCACUGCGCUCUGCCCAGUUACCACACUGACCCGCACCCACGCACCCACGCCGCAUACCAGCGCCGCUACAAGCACCACCGCACAGAGCGCCGACACGCAGAGACGGCAUGGCCUGGACUUCGAUUUCCAGCGGCGCGGCGCGGGCUCCGGGCUCGGACUGGGGCUGGAGCGAGCGUGGUCAGAAGAGUAUAUGGAGGGUGAGAUGCUGACUUGA
Plenodomus lingam JN3 is the source of this 1875-nucleotide messenger RNA. NCBI's taxonomy places the organism in Eukaryota, Fungi, Ascomycota, Dothideomycetes, Pleosporales, Leptosphaeriaceae. The record is from RefSeq and is a predicted model, not a curated record.